AUAAACAAGACAAAUAUGAUGAAGCAUUUAUAUAUUUUCAAGAAGCACUUACAAUUCUGGAGAAGUAUUACAAUAACUUUCAUGUUGAUAUUGCUAAAUGUUUGUCGUCUAUUGGGCAUUAUUUUCGUGAACAAAGAAAUUAUGAUAAAUCUCUUGAAUCUCAUCGACGAUCAUUAGCAAUCUAUGAAAAAUACUAUUCUUAUGAUCAUGUAUGUAUUGCUUUGACACUCAAUAACAUCGCAGAUAUUCUUUGCGGACAAGAUAAAAAUGAUGAAGCUUUGCAUAUUCAUCGUCGAGCACUGACAAUGCACAAGCAAUUUUUUCAAUUUGAUCAUAUCGAUAUUUCGAAAUAUUUGUGCACUCUUGGUCAUAUUUACUCUGGACAAGGACAUUAUGAUACUGCUUUAGAAUCCUAUCAGCAAUCAUUAGCAGUAGUGAAACAAUAUUUCUUCUCUGGUCAUACGGAUAUUAUCUGUCUUUUGCAUAAUGCUGGUGUUGCUCUUAACAAUUUAGGAAAAUUUGAUGAUGCUAUGAACUUUCAUUGUCAAGCACUUGCUAUAGAAGAAAAAUAUUAUCCAUCAUUUCAAGCCAAAAUAGCACAGACAUUCAUGUACAUCGGAGAUGUUCUUAGAUGUCAAGAGAAAUAUGAAGAAGCUUUAGAUCAUUAUAAACAAGCAUUAAUGAUGCAAAAAAAUUAUUAUCCUUUAGGUCAUGUGAAUAUAGCUUUUACACUUCAAAAUACAGGUAUUAUAUUAUCCCAACAAGGAAAAUACGAUGAAGCUCUUGGUUUUUAUCAACGAGCAUUAGAAAUGAGAGAAACAUUCGAUCCAUCUGCAUAUGAGAGUAUCGUUGCUAUACUCGACAACAUUAGCUAUACACUGAAGGAUCAAACAAAAUACGAUGAAGCCCACAAUUUUCUAAGGCGAGCACUCGUGAUUCGAGAAACUCAUUGUUCAUCUAAUCAUCUACAGAUUGCACAUAAUCUCAACAAUAUCGGUAUUAUCCUCUUCAAUCAAACAAAAUAUGACGAAUCCCUUAUGUUUUAUCAACGAGCUUUAGAGAUUAGAGAAACAUUCGAUCCAUCUGGUUAUGAAGGUAUUGUCGUUAUGCUCAGUAACAUUAGUCAUGCACUUAAGCAAGAAAAAAGAUACGAUGAUGCAUUGUCUUUUCUAUAUCGAGCUCUUAACAUACGAGAAACUCACCUUCCAUCUACUUACGCACAAAUUGCUCGUAAUAGCAACGGUAUUGAUCUUAUCCACUACGAACAAGAAAAAUACAAUGAAGCUGGUGAGUACUAUGAACGAGCAUUAGAAAUCACAGAAACAUUCAAUGCAUCUGCUUAUGAUGAUAUCGCUGUUCUACUUAGUAACAUUAGCCUUACAUAUAAGCGGCAAGAAGAUUACGUUGAGGCACUCGAUUUUCGAAAUCGAUCACUUGAAAUAUGA
Molecule: messenger RNA, 1445 nt
Organism: Rotaria sordida
Lineage: Eukaryota; Metazoa; Rotifera; Eurotatoria; Philodinida; Philodinidae
Source: the annotation of a GenBank genome assembly